UAGCUCGAUUGUUCUGUCCCGGAGCCAUGGAGCGGGCACGAGGGGCCGGGGUCUAGGAGGGCAGAUCUGGUGUCACCAGCCGGCUCAGCGGUGUCACCUGCCCGCCGACGAGACCUGCGUAAUACCGUCAGCUGAGAGAAACGUGGGCUCCUGCUUUCCUUGACCUUUCUUCACCUUGGAGAGCUGCAGAAUGGAUCGUGGUUGGUAGCUCCCCUCCUGCUCGGCCUCGGGACAGUGAGGAAAGUUCAGCAGUGCUUGCGGUGGGAGCCAGGGAGCUGGGCUGCUUUGCAGCAGGCUUACACAUUAAACCAUCGUAUCAAACACGCGCCGCGCUCUGACCAGAAAUGUAACCCGAGGAGAAAGGACACCGGUGUGUUUGAGCACGCCGAGGGAUUCUUGUAUGACCUGUCACUCUUUCAGCGCUGUAGCCUGAGCAGGUCUUACUGGUUUUUACCGAAGUGGUGGGAGCUGAAUGGGGUGUGGGCUCAUUUCUAUUCGUCCACAAGCAUCUCUACAAUCUUCUCUUCUCUUUUUUAAUUCCCCCCUGGAUAUAAAUCAGAGAAAUUGGGUCCAUCGAGUUGGCUGCCACCUGGGCUCAACCCAGCUGAAUCAAUUUUGGAGGAUACCCUUGCUGCAAUCAUCUGGACGUGCUCCUAGGAGGAGAAGAAACUAAAGGAAUUUGGCAUCGUUGCUGUAGUUUGAGGAAAAACAUUCCUUCUGACUUUGGGGAGAGCUACAAGGAGGAUCUGUGUGAUGUCCUGAUCUCCCUCCAUUUUCCUGCUGAGCAUGGGGUAACAGUGUGUGACCAUGGUGGUCACCCAGUUACAGCUGGAACUGUGCUUCCACGGCAAGAAGCUGAGAGGUUUCACCUGCAAGUUGACCAGGUCAGCCAGUGGAUUUCUCCCAGAGACUUCAUUCUCCAUUGCCUCCCAGAUUUUUGUGCCGUUCCUUCUGGCUGGCUUGGGAAUGGUGGCUGCUGGCCUCUUGAUGGAUGUUGUUCAACACUGGGAUGUGUUUCGGACAAUUACAGAAGUGUUUAUCCUGGUUCCUGCCUUGGUUGGCCUGAAGGGUAAUCUGGAGAUGACACUGGCAUCCAGGCUCUCCACUGCUGCUAACACUGGACAGAUGGAUGAUGCCCAGAAGCAAUGGAAAAUGGCCACCUGCAAUUUAGCCCUUAUCCAGGUCCAGGCCACUGUGGUGGGACUUCUGGCUGCUGUUGCUGCUGUGAUCCUGGGAGCCAUCUCCAAGGGCUCUGUGGAGCUGAGCCAGGCUGCUGUGCUGUGUGCCAGCAGUGUGACCACAGCCUUCAUAGCUGCACUUUCCCUUGGUCUGGUGAUGAUUGGUGUGAUCAUUGGAGCAAGGAAAGUUGGGAUCAACCCAGACAAUGUCGCCACUCCCAUAGCAGCGAGCCUUGGAGAUUUGAUAACCCUUUCCCUCCUCGCAGGAAUCAGCAGCACACUCUUCAAAUACAUAGAUGUGAAGUACCUUUCUCCUCUGAUCUGUGCUGUAUUCAUUGUCAUGAUCCCUCUCUGGGUUGCUAUUGCCAAGCAAAGUCCUUCCCUGGCCGAAGUCCUGAAGUCUGGGUGGCAGCCAGUUAUUGUGGCCAUGAGCAUCAGCAGCAUUGGUGGGCUCAUCCUGGACAAAACUGUAACUGACCCAAACUUUGAAGGCAUGGCAGUUUUCACACCUGUGAUUAAUGGUGUUGGAGGGAAUCUGGUGGCCAUCCAAGCUAGCAGAAUUUCUACAUUCCUGCAUUUCUGGAGCAUGCCUGGAGUUUUGCCAUACAAGAUGAGGCAGAACUGGCCCAACCCAUGCACCACCUUCUUCUCAUCAGGGGUGAAUUCCAAGUCAGCCCGUGUCCUGUUCCUCCUGGUGAUCCCAGGACACCUCGUGUUCCUCUACACCAUCCAUCUGCUGCAGGGAGGCCACACGUCCCUGUCCUUCACCUUUGUGAUGUUCUAUCUGGCUGCUGCUUUGCUGCAGGUGGGGAUCCUGCUCUACGUGGCUGACCUGAUCGUGCGCCUGAUGUGGAGGAAGGCUCUGGACCCGGACAAUUUCUCCAUCCCCUACCUCACUGCCCUGGGUGAUCUCCUGGGCACUGGAUUCCUGGCCAUCUGUUUCCGUCUCGUUUGGCUCAUCCACGGCACAGAUAUGAACCUGGGGAACUGAGAGUCCAUGUGCUGCUGUCAUCCCUCGUGUGACAUGGUGCUUUCCUCUGGGGCACUGGGGGACCUGGCUAUCAGUGCUGGGUCUCCCCUGCCAUCCCAACACCCCUCCCGCCCUUCCCGUUGUGCCUUAAAGACAGGCUCACCCGUCCCAAGGAAUCAGCACCGCAGACUUGUGCCCUUGCAAGUGAGCAAGAUCAUUCUGAGAAGCACCUGCUGCUCACACCUGCACCUGGCAAACAAGGCAACAAGGAGCAUUUGGGGCACUGGGAAAGGAGGAGCGUUUGGGCCGUGGUCUCAAUCCCCAGCACUGACACAGCCCCGAGGCUGCUCCAAAGCCUGCCGAGGUCACUGCGUCCGAUCCUGCAAGUGGAUGUUGCAGCCCCUCCAUCGGACUCUGACUUUCCAUCAAGGGGAAUUCUUUAUUCACCCCAGUUUUCUGCUGCUGAACCCCUGGAGUAGCAGAGCAACCAGGUCUUUAAACUUGUCUGCUCUCGUUUGCUCAGAGGCAUAGGAUCUGAGGCAGUGAGCUGCUGGCUCAUGCCCAGCAGGAGGUUAUCUAGGGAUACCACCUACCUGCCCUGACAGCAUUGCUGGUGCCUGACCAAAAAGCUGGUUAGAUUGCAUUUUGGGGGCAGGAAGAUUUGUUUUUACGGUUUAUGAAAUGUCCAGUAGUUACAAUGUUUAUAGAAACACACGCAUAAAUAAAGUGGGUAAA
This is a messenger RNA of Cinclus cinclus, 2883 nucleotides long. It is a transcript of the gene SLC41A3, whose product is annotated as solute carrier family 41 member 3. Gene Ontology annotation, cellular component: plasma membrane. The record is from RefSeq and is a predicted model, not a curated record. The coding region runs from base 808 to 2169 and encodes 453 amino acids. Gene Ontology annotation, molecular function: monoatomic cation transmembrane transporter activity. The transcript has 10 exons. Gene Ontology annotation, biological process: monoatomic cation transport. Lineage: Eukaryota; Metazoa; Chordata; Aves; Passeriformes; Cinclidae.